This is a messenger RNA of Chiroxiphia lanceolata (lance-tailed manakin), 5713 nucleotides long. It is a transcript of the gene PSEN1, whose product is annotated as presenilin 1. Gene Ontology annotation, cellular component: ciliary rootlet; membrane raft; lysosomal membrane. Gene Ontology annotation, biological process: intracellular signal transduction; smooth endoplasmic reticulum calcium ion homeostasis; membrane protein ectodomain proteolysis. The transcript is spliced from 12 exons. Bases 255 to 1661 code for a protein of 468 amino acids. Gene Ontology annotation, molecular function: cadherin binding; beta-catenin binding; aspartic endopeptidase activity, intramembrane cleaving. The record is from RefSeq and is a predicted model, not a curated record. Lineage: Eukaryota; Metazoa; Chordata; Aves; Passeriformes; Pipridae.
GGGCGGGGCCGGGCCGGGCUGCGGCGGCGCGGAGCCGGUGGCGGAACCCGGGGAAGGGGCGCCGGGCAGUGUCUGAAGAGGAAAGAUCCGUUUUGUGUGGAAAUAAGUGAUUUCCAGAGGACUGCUCCAAUGACAGAGCUGUCUGCGCAUUUACCCCAGUUUCAGCAUGGACAGCUGACAGAAAACUUCCCUGAUACCCACCUCAGCAACACCGUGUUACUGACUUUUUAGCUUCAGAAUUUUCACUUUUAACUAUGUCUGAGGACAGCGAAGAGUCUGUUCCUUUGCUUCCACUUCAGCAAGAGUCCAUGGCCUCUGCUCUGUUUAAUACUGAUCAGAAUGACAACAGUGAAAGACGUCGCCAUGAUCACAGUGAGCGCAGAAGAAAUGACCAUCCUGAGUCUGAGACCAAUGGGCAGCCACAAAACAACAUUCAGCAAGUGGUGGAGCAAGAUGAAGAAGAAGAUGAAGAGCUGACACUGAAAUAUGGGGCAAAACAUGUGAUUAUGUUGUUUGUACCUGUCACGCUUUGCAUGGUGGUCGUUGUGGCAACUAUCAAGUCUGUCAGCUUUUAUACACGCAAGGAUGGACAGCUCAUCUACACUCCUUUCACAGAAGAGACAGAGACAGUAGGACAGAGAGCCCUGAAUUCAAUUCUCAACGCAGCUAUAAUGAUCAGCGUUAUCAUUGUCAUGACCAUACUCUUGGUUGUGCUUUACAAAUACAGAUGCUACAAGGUGAUCCAUGGCUGGCUUAUCAUUUCUUCUCUUUUGCUGCUUUUCUUUUUCUCAUUCAUCUACCUGGGUGAAGUUUUUAAGACAUAUAACGUUGCCAUGGAUUACAUUACGGUGGCACUCAUGAUCUGGAACUUUGGUGUUGUGGGAAUGAUUUGUAUCCAUUGGAAGGGUCCACUUCGGCUCCAGCAAGCAUAUCUCAUUAUGAUAAGUGCUCUCAUGGCCUUGGUGUUCAUUAAGUACCUUCCUGAAUGGACUGCAUGGCUUAUCCUGGCUGUCAUUUCAGUGUAUGAUUUGGUUGCUGUCUUAUGUCCUAAAGGUCCUCUUCGUAUGCUAGUUGAAACAGCUCAAGAGAGAAAUGAAACUCUCUUUCCAGCACUUAUUUACUCCUCAACAAUGAUAUGGCUAGUGAACAUGGCUGAGGAAGAUCCAGAAGCCCAACGGAAAGCUUCCAAAAACUCCACUUAUGAUAAACAAGCUCCGGCAAGCCAGACUCAGAAUGAAGAUGCUGAAGCAGAUGAUGGUGGCUUUAGUCAGGAAUGGCAGCAACAAAGAGACAAUAGAAUAGGACCCAUUGAAUCAACACCUGAAUCCCGUGCUGCUGUUCAGGCUCUGCCCAGCAACUCUCAAACAAGUGAAGACCCUGAAGAACGAGGGGUAAAACUAGGUUUAGGAGACUUCAUUUUCUACAGUGUCCUUGUUGGCAAAGCCUCUGCAACAGCAAGUGGGGACUGGAAUACAACUUUAGCAUGUUUUGUAGCCAUAUUAAUUGGUCUGUGCCUUACACUUCUGCUUCUUGCCAUCUUUAAGAAGGCCUUACCAGCUCUUCCGAUCUCCAUAACCUUCGGGCUAGUUUUUUACUUUGCUACAGAUAACCUGGUGCAACCCUUUAUGGACCAGCUAGCAUUCCAUCAGUUUUAUAUCUAGCAGACUUGAUGCUGGAAUGGGUAUUUGUAGCAAAUCCGGGAGAAGAAAAAAUGUUUUUCUCUCAGUUCUCAAGUGAGAUGGAAGUUAAUUACUCAAGAUUCCAAGCCUGAAUCAUUACAACUUCUUCCGAUGGUGGUUUUUGGUUUGGUUUUUUUCCUGAGACAGCUGCUGCACUGGGCACCAAACGAAUUUUCCUUUGUGAAAGUGGCUCCUUCCUGAUGGCCAGUCUAAACCAGGUGCUAUUAUAUCAGAGGUUUUCUGAUAUACAUAUGUAUCUCUGGUAAGGACCACCUGUGUAAAAAUUGCUAAUGCUUCCACCAGCAGUAUGAUCUCUUACCACAGGUUGAUUGUUUUCACAGCAUUAAGGGUGCUCAGGACUUCCUUGAUGUUAACAGAGGAAGCUGAUGAAUCACAUGGAACGUGUCCCUGUAACUGCUUGAAGAGAGAGAACCCUAUCUGGACUUCUUCAACAGUGAUUUUUUGACAGUAGAGUCCUGACUCUGCUUUAUGUAACAAGAAAGGACUUUGUAGCAAUUUGACAAAGGGAGAAAGUACUGUCACUCUAAGAGUGCUCCAUGAUUUCAUAGCCUCUGUGCCUGAGCGUGUUUGGUUUAGUAAAUUUAAAAGCUUUUUUUUUUUCCACACUGGAACCAGAGCCUCUUCUCAGUUUUAAUACUUGUAUUCUCAAGCAUGGAGUGCACCUUCUGUACGCCUGCUCCAGUUUAUGUAGCUGCUUAGACUUGGACUGAAUUAUUUGACAUUAGAAGAUUAUAAGGUCCUAAUUUGGAUCUUAUAUUUUAAAAGGUUAAUAAACUACAUUAGAAAACAAUUUCAGGACUUUUUCUUUGUGCUCUUGCAAAUCAUUUUGCUAGAACACCAUUUCAAACCCUGCAUUUGAAAGUAGUCUCUAACAGCACGGACUGCAUUGUUGCUGUAUGUUCCUUCUAUUGAAAUUCUUCUGAAAUAAGUAGACAUUUGCAGCAAUCCCAGAUAAAGUUUAGCUUGCCAGAUCUAGAUAUCAGAGUGCUAUUAAAAGCACUUCUAAUGCAUCACUGAAAUUCUUCAUCAUCAAAAACAUGGUUUAGAGUUCUGUUGACCUGAAGUAUUGGUCACUCAGCUGUCUUAACACCUGAGGCUGGACAGGGAUUUUUUUGGUGCAGUAUCUUUAUUGGUGAGCAUACUUAAGUUAGGGGAGACAUUGCUAAAAGUUACGAAGGAGCAAAAUUUGUGACCUUCUUCACUUUAAUUACCUCUCCCAUGAGGAACUGAAGAUUGGAGAAAUGAAAGACAAUAUCACUGAAAAGAAGAUAGCAGAUUUUUAACUUCUUACAAGGAGAAGAAUCUAUUGAAACCUUAAAACUGAUCAACUCUGUUGUCUUCUUCAUUUGGAAGAACUUGUUUAUGAAUAAUUGUGUGGAAAUGAGACUGGUGUGAGAUGAAGUUGGUUUUGCCAUAGACUCUUACUCAGUACAAGUAAUUUUUUCCUUGGGAAGCAUAGGGAGUGGAUGGGCAUUCCAUUUUACUUGCGCCUUGAUACUGGAGUCCUUGCCAAGUAGAACAACUGUCAAAAUCCUGACACUAGCUCCUUUUACCUUUUUUUCCAGGGUUUUGUUUCAUUGCCUAUAGAUUCAAAGGACUGAAACGUCAAAGAUGCUCACCAACCAUUGCCCAAAUAAAGGAAGAAAGGCUGUAAUGUGUAAAUCUGCUUUAAAACCAAGAAAGGCUUUCUUCGAUUGUCCUUGAUAAUGUAUGUUUCUUUUCUAGUAUGACUUGCUAACUGUAGUGUUAGCACUUAUAUUUUCAUAAAGUGUAUUGUCUUGUCUCAUCUGAAGUACUCUUAUUCAUCUCAUUUGUGUUCUGAUUCAUCUUGGAUAGCAUUAAUAAACUAACCAUAUCAGAAUUGCUUACAGUGACUUUUCAAGUCAAACUUGUUUGUGUUUUCUAGCUUAUAUCACUGUUCCAUAUUUUGCUGCAAUGAAAUCUGACUUAAAACAGGUUGGUUGUUUGGGUUUUUUGGGGGGUUUCUGUCAUUUUUUGUUUGUUUGUUUUAUGCGGUGUUUUGGGGUUUUUUUUGAUGAGACUUUGAGUUGGUUUUAUACCAUUGUAACUUGUCCCUUUCCUGAGCAUUAUAUCUAAAAAAAUUCCCUUGUGUAUUUUAUUGGACAUCCCAGCCAUAGUUUUAUUGUAUAGAACAGGAUUCCUAAGAGUUGGCAUCAGUGACAUUUCUUUGCAUAUUUGAGCCAGCUCUCAGUUAAGGGUUCUUACUUAAAUGCAGCAGUCAUCUCUCGUGUUUCUUUUUUGGCUUCAAUAUGCGCCAUGGGAGCACUAGUUCCAUUAAGAGUUGCUUUAGAAUCUAUAGAAAUACACAAAAGCCUUUUCAUACAUUUGAAUGGGUGUUAGAUGUACAACCCAAGGAAGAGCUCAGAACCUUCAAGCACUAAAUUGCCAGUCUUCCACUCCCCAGAGGCGCUUCUGUUAUCCUGCAGUUUCUGAGCUAGUAUAGAGUGACAGUGGUGGAGAGUAUUAAAUUUGUAUUCAUAGAAACUGUUCAAGUUUAUGUUCAAAUCUCAAAAUAAGUUCAGAAAGGAAAUUGCUUUUCGAGCCUAGGCAACGGUAUGUUAAAGUAUACUGCUUAUUAUCAGGUCUUAAUACACCUUCAGAAACCAUAUUAAAUUUUCUAGAUCUGCCCUCUUAGGCCAAGUCACGGUAGCUUAUGUUUCAAAUGAGAUCUUGCAACUAAAGAUUAUCUCAGUACUUGGGUCCAUAUAAGGUUCAGUUGACAGUAGUUUUUGUUUGCAUUUGGGUUGUUACUACACAAAUGCAAAGGUUGUGUCACAUUUCUCUUCUUUGUCUUGAAACACUGAUCUGAGAUCAUGAUUCAUCUUGGUUAGAUUGUUAUAACUGAAAGACUUCUGAUAAGUAGUCUGCACUUUUGAGAGAGUUUUUAUUAUUAUUAAAUUAGUAUGUUAAUGACAGCACAUUAGACUGUAGCUCUGAAAGAACUAUUGUGUAACCCUAGCAGCUGGAUUCAUCUCCUUUGUGCUCAGGCAGACUGGGGGUAACUGUUUUGUGACUGUUUCAGUGUUCAUACUUUGAAACUGGGUAUCAUGGUAGCUUUCUCUCUCCUUUCAGCUUAUGUCAAUGAUAAGUCUCCUUUUUUGGCUGAGCUCCAAAUAAAUGUAUAAAUGAGAAAACAUCAUAACAAAUUACAGAUUUUCCUAAAAUCCAGCCACAUCCAUUUCUCCUUUUUUUUUUCUUUUUUUUUUUUUCUUUUUCUGUUGGGGGAUUUAAUCCAGGGCAAAGAAAAAGAGAUCCAUGGAAGCUGGUCUUACAGCAAAGCAUAUGAUACUGUCAUAUCUAUGUAUGGCUACUAUGGACACACUCAAAUUCAGUGCCAUCUGUGUGAGGUGCAUCUUGAAGGUGUAAGCACAUGAUACUGCAACACAUUCAGGAUAGUUCUGGCUGGGUGGAUGAUGACUUCUUUAAGCCAAAUAAUCAAGGGCUGUGCUCCACUAAAAAUGGCUGAUCUCCUAAAUGUACAAAGCAGACACAGGCUAUUUCAGGCAUAGGAGACUGGUGCUUCUUGGAUAUAUAGAUAUAUAUCUGUACCUAUGGAGAUAUAGAUACAUGUACUCCAGACCUGUAGAUGACAACUCUUCUGCCACUAGUGCAAAGAUUAAAUAUGCAGAAGUAAAUUUUGGGUGGAUGGUACUGUACAACAAAACUUAUCGAAAUGCUUUAUUUCAAAAAUUAGUUUUGGCAAUGCUGUUGAAGCAAGUUUAGUAGACUGUGGAACAUGUCUGCACUGUGAUUGUAUCUCAGUGGUAGCUUGGUCAUUGGAAAUGUUGAAACGUGAACUAGAAUGGAAUUCUUUUACAUUCAAAGUAUUUGCUGUUUUCUUUUUUACAGACACUGGUUUGUACAUAACCUGAAUUGAAUGUGAAUGUUUUUUAAACACCUUUCCGGUUCUUGAUAAGAUAUGGUUUUGAUAGAUUAUUGCAAAUUUUCCUGUAUUUGUCUAAUCAUUAAAAUAAAAGUUGCAUGGAUCCUGA